CCCUGCAAUCGAGUCCAUCUGAUAACAACUCUAAAACAGAGAAACCCUAAUAUACUCUUCUCCUCACUCUUCAAACCCUAAUUCAGCAUCACCCCUCCAGCCUCCGUCUUCCAUAGUCGCUCUAGCUGUGCUGAGCUGAGCUCUCAGAUCUCCGAAAAUGCCGUUCAAAAGAUACGUGGAGAUAGGAAGGGUCGCUCUCGUCAACUACGGGAAGGAAUAUGGGAAGCUCGUUGUCAUUGUCGAUGUCCUCGAUCAAAACAGGGCUCUUGUAGAUGCCCCUGAUAUGGUGCGUACCCAAAUGAAUUUCAAGAGGCUUUCACUCACCGAUAUCACGAUUGACAUUAAAAGGGUUCCAAAGAAGAAGACUCUGGUUGCAGCCAUGGAUGCUGCUGAUGUCAAGAACAAAUGGGAGAACAGUUCUUGGGGCAGGAAGCUUAUUGUGCAGAAGAGAAGGGCUUCUCUUAAUGAUUUUGAUAGGUUCAAACUAAUGCUUGCAAAAAUCAAGAAAGCUGGAGUUGUCAGGCAGGAACUUGCAAAGCUUAAGAAGCAGAGCACAGCCUAAUAUCUAUUCCCUUCUUCUCUGGAGAUUGUGUCGUAGGUUUUUGCCAGCUGUGUUGGCAUCUGCAUUUCAGGUUUAUUUUUGUUAGUUUAUGGAUUAAUCACAGGAAGAGAGACCCCCGGCAGUUUUUUUUUUUUUGUUUUUAUUAAUAUUGUCAAACUCCAUUUGAAAUUAUUAGUGUUAUUUUGAGACCUUGUCUAAUUUGUGAUCUUUGACUCACCA
Molecule: messenger RNA, 781 nt
Organism: Camellia sinensis
Lineage: Eukaryota; Viridiplantae; Streptophyta; Magnoliopsida; Ericales; Theaceae
Product: Ribosomal protein L14
Biological process (GO): translation; ribosomal large subunit biogenesis
Cellular component (GO): ribosome; cytosolic large ribosomal subunit
Molecular function (GO): RNA binding; structural constituent of ribosome
Source: RefSeq, a predicted model, not a curated record